Molecule: messenger RNA, 1083 nt
Organism: Ustilago hordei
Lineage: Eukaryota; Fungi; Basidiomycota; Ustilaginomycetes; Ustilaginales; Ustilaginaceae
Exons: 2
Coding region: 1-1083 (360 amino acids)
Biological process (GO): maintenance of RNA location; mRNA splicing, via spliceosome
Cellular component (GO): nucleus
Molecular function (GO): protein binding; mRNA binding
Source: RefSeq, a predicted model, not a curated record
AUGUCGGACUCUGCCGUCGAAGGCAGGAAGUCAAGGAGUGACUCUCGACCGGUUGAGCGAGACGAAGGCGCAUCAUCAUCCUCGCGCCGCGAAUCGAGUUCGAAACAUGGCAACAGACACAGCAGGGAUCGAGAAGUAGAACACCAGGAAAGAAGGUCGCAUUCCCACCGUGACGACCGCGAUCGGGACCGACACAGAGACGGUAGGUCAAAUCGACAUCGCGAAAGGGGGACGAACGGGACAUCUGGCUCUCGUCGACACAAAGAAGAUGCAGAUGACAGGCGUCGCUCCAACUCCUACUUAAAACGACAUCGCGACGGCGAAGAUCGAGAUGCAAGGAAAAGUUCGAGGCACCGUGAUGACAAGAAGCGCGCGUCACGCUAUCACCAAGAUGAUCAGUCACAUCGCCACUCCUGUUCAUCUAAACACCGCCAUCGUGAGGAACGAACACCUCGUGGAGGCUCGUCUCGCGACCACCGCCGCUCUAGAUCACGGUCACCUCUUCCGCUAGCUUCCUCAUCCACAAGUCGACUCCCUUCUCCACCACGCUCACGUCGAUCACCUCAUUCACCAGCACCACCAGCAGAAGAGGAAGAAGAAGAAACAGCAGAAGAUGGCGACGCACCCAACUUCGCUCCUUCAGGCCUUCUCGCCGCAGAGUCCAACACAGUCAACGGUGUAGUCCUCAAGUAUCACGAACCACCUGAAGCACGCAAGCCCAAGUCACCCUGGCGCCUCUAUUGCUUCAAAGAUGGCAAGGAGCAGCAAGUGCUACAUCUUGCUUCGCAGUCUGCGUAUCUACUCGGUCGGGAUCGCACUGUGGUAGACAUCCCGCUUGAUCACGAGUCGUGCUCAAAGCAGCACGCCGUGCUUCAGUUCCGACAGACCAUCACAACCAACGAGUUCGGCGACAAGAAGAAACGCAUCCAACCAUUCUUGAUAGAUCUCGAAUCGAGCAACGGCUCGUAUGUCAACGAGAACGAGAUCCCUAUUUCAAGAUACUACCAACUCAGAACCGGAGAUACUCUCACUUUUGGUGCCAGCACCAGAGAAUAUGUUUUGCUUGACGAAUCAUCAGCAUAG